This is a messenger RNA of Caenorhabditis briggsae, 2118 nucleotides long. Gene Ontology annotation, biological process: peptide metabolic process. The record is from RefSeq and is a predicted model, not a curated record. NCBI's taxonomy places the organism in Eukaryota, Metazoa, Nematoda, Chromadorea, Rhabditida, Rhabditidae. Bases 1 to 2118 code for a protein of 705 amino acids. Gene Ontology annotation, cellular component: mitochondrion. Gene Ontology annotation, molecular function: metalloendopeptidase activity. The transcript is spliced from 8 exons.
AUGUUAAGAAGUGUGAUACUGCGACAUAGUCGAGCUUUCACAAGGCAGAGUUCGCUUUUUAGUGAGUGGAGAAGAGCCUUCAAAAGUGAGAAGAUCGAAGAAGGAAAAGGACUUUUUGGGUACAAAAAACUGAGUUCGCCAGCAAGUUUCCAUGAGUUACCAGUCGAAGUAAAGUCAUCUACAGAUUCACUGAUAAAGACUGAAUUCUGGUUUCAGGAGUUACUGGAUCCUUUGGAUUCGUCGAGAACUUCAAUAGAAAUUGUUGAUGACAUCUCGAACGAGAUUUGUAAAGCAGCCGACUUGGCGGAAUGCGUUCGUCAACUACACAGCGACUCAAAGUAUCGAGAAGCUGCUGAAAACGUUUCGAGAGAUUUUUGCGAGCUGGUCGAGAGCCUGAACACAAACACUGCACUUUAUCAAAAACUGAAAUCUUCAGAAGUGACAGAAGCAUCUAGAUUAGACGAUGUUGAUCGUAGAACGUUGGCGUUGUUACUGGACGACUUUGAACAAAGUGGCGUGCAUUUAGAAGACGCUCAGAAAAACGAAUUCGUUCAACUCUCCUCUGACAUUUUCGAGUUCGGUGCACGGUUUCAGGAAAAUUGCGACAGAGUAGUAUCCAUUGGGAAAUUCGAUCAAGCAAAAUAUGGUCUGUCCUCUCAGAUCUAUUCACCGGUCUCGAAUUCAUUAGACAGAUCGAAACGAAAAAUGGUUUAUAACGCAUUCUAUCGUCAUGAUGAUCAGCAAGAAAACUAUUUGCGGAAGCUCAUCUCAUCUCGACAUGAGCUUGCAUUGCUAACUGGAUUCGAAUCAUUUGCUCAUCGUGCACAAAGAAAUUCGUUGCUUGAAAACUAUGAAAAUGCUCAAAACUUUCUAUGGGGUGUAAUUGAGAAAUGCCGCGGUUCAUUUGAAAAAGAGUUGGCAGUUUUGAUAGAUGUUUCCGAACAAUGUAGCCAACAGAACAGAAACGGCAAUCAUCAAGCAUCAUCCAUUGAUGAUCAUGAUCUGGGGUUUCUCAUGCAUUUGUACAGAGUUAGUAUUUUUGAAAGUGCGUAUGAUAUCGCAAAAAUCUCUCAAGAAUCGUCUCCAUUCUUUACAUUCACCUCUGUCUGGAAGGGAUUUUCUGCUCUGACUCACCGACUUUAUGGUGUUCGUUUGGUAGAAAAACCACUUUCUCCUGGAGAAAUGUGGAAUGUUUCAGGAGUUAUGAAACUGAAAGCAGUGGAUGAGCAGAACAAUGAGUUGGGGGUGGUCUAUGUAGAUGUUUCUAUUCGUCCGGACAAAGCUGUCGGGGACUGUCAUUACACUGUGCGCUGUUCUAAACAUCUUUCAAAUGGCACGUGGCAAAUGCCUAUACUAGUUUUAUCACUGGGAUUGGUGGAUAGUCGCAGCCCACAAUGGAGAGAUACGAGAAUCAGCUUCCAUUCGGCUGAAACAAUGUUCCACGAACUUGGUCAUGCUAUGCAUAGUAUUUUGGGAAGGACAAAAUACCAACAUGUCGCUGGAACCAGAUGCCCACAAGACUUUUCGGAAAUCCCAUCGAAUCUCAUGGAAUACUUCUUCAGUGAUUUGAAGGUCAUGACAGAUAUUAUCAAGCGGACAGAUAGACCGAAUGAUCAACUUCCUAUCGAGUCAGCAGCUACACUUCUUGCUUCCAGGCAUUCAUUCACUGCGAUCGAAACAGUUCAACAAGCUGCAUAUGGACUUUAUGAUCUUGAAGUGCAUGGUCCUAUUGCAGCUCCACAAAUCGCAUAUGGUCACAUGACGACAACUGAACUGUUUAAUGACAUCAUGAAUAAAGCAAUGCCUAAUGUACAGAGAGAACUCGGAUCUGCAUUCCAACAUCGGUUCCAUCACACAGUACAGUAUGGAGCGAAAUAUUAUUCUUAUCUCGUCGCUAGAGCAUCCGCCUGUUUGAUUUGGCAGCAAAGAUUCAUGGACGAUCCAUUUUCACGAAAAUGGGGAGAUUGUUGGGCCGAGGUUCAGUCGCAUGGAGGAGGACAUCAUCCAUCUGUGUUACUAGAAAAGAUUUUGGGAUUCAGGCCUACUGAAAAAGAGCUAACGAUUGCUCUAUCCAAAGAAUCUCAACAUUUAGCCAAUCUUGAUGCGGUUACAGUAUGA